UCAAACCUCACGAGACGCUUUGGUGUUCCGGUUGCUGCUGGAGUGUUUCCGCCUGGUGUCCAGCCGCUUUAAACAGAAAUAAAACUACUGUAGGAUUCUGCCGCUCCUGCGCUUAUUGCUUGUUUUCCUUUCGGCAGUUUUGGAUUUCAGUUUGUUGAAUAAUUAAACCAGAGCUGCAGUAUUUCCAGGCAGGACAACCUGCUGAGGUGCGCGUUCACCUGAUGGACUAAAGCAUUUCCGGUGUCAGUGAUUUUAAUCCGGGUUUAGUUGUAGUGCAGGAGGAUAAUGUUGGACUCUGCCGUCAUGAGUAAAACCGGAAUGGUGACCAGAAUCCAUACAAGGAUCCGAACAGAACCGUUUAAGACCAACUACGACCUCGUCGGCAAAGAGCUUGGCAGAGGGAAAUUUGCCGUGGUGAAGAAGUGUGUGGAAAAGACCACACGGAACGAGUAUGCCGCCAAGUUCCUGCGCAAACGCCGGAGGGGUCAGGACUGUCGUGCUGACAUCCUGAACGAGAUCGCCAUGCUCGAGGCGGCCAAGGCCAACCCUUACAUAGUGGGGCUGCACGAGGUGUACGAGACUAGCUCUGAAAUCAUUCUGGUGCUCGAAUGUGCUGCUGGAGGGGAAAUCUUCAAUCAGUGCGUGGCCGAUAACGACGAGGCCUUCACAGAGAAAGACGUUAUCCGGUUGGCCCGGCAGAUUCUAACAGGCAUAGCCUUCCUUCAUCGCAACAACGUCGUUCACUUGGACCUGAAGCCUCAGAACAUUCUGCUAACCAGCGCUCAGCCACUCGGGGACAUCAGGAUUGUAGAUUUCGGUCUGUCUCGGCAUGUGGACAACAUGUCUGAAGUGCGUGAGAUCUUGGGAACUCCAGAGUAUGUAGCUCCUGAGAUUCUGAACUACGAGCCAAUCAGCACGGCUACAGACAUGUGGAGCAUCGGCGUGUUGACGUACGUGAUGCUGACAGGCCUGUCCCCUUUCCUGGGUGAAGACAAGCAAGAGACGUACAUGAACAUCUCCCAGGGCAACGUGGACUAUUCACAAGACGUCUUCCACGGGAUCUCGAGCCUCGCCAUGGACUUCAUCCAGUUGCUACUCCACCAAAACCCCAGGAAUCGAUCAACAGCGGACGAGUGCUUACGUCACCCCUGGUUAAACACAGACUCUCACACCCACACUGCGACCACCACGACAACGCCGCUUGAUGAGCAAGAAACCAGCCAAUCAGAAUCUGAGCCCGAGAGUCCUGAUUCAUCUCCCGAGCUUCCCAACAUUCCGUCAUAUCUCACAUACCCCAGACAAGGGGACCUGAAAACUGGCCGGGAUGCUUUCACUUUUACCGAGGCGUUCCCUACUCGCCCUGAAAUGCAGCAGGAGCUGAUCUGUUAGAGUGACAGCCAUGUCGUCCAGUCAGAAGGGAGCUCGGUUUGUCAGCGAUUUGUUGAGAAAUGGCACUGGUGUGAGCUGGUCCACUCGUGCGUUCUUGGCCCUGGUUGUGUUCCCACUGGUGUGUGUGUGGGUGUGGGGUUUGUUUGUUUGUUUGUUUGUUUUUUUUCCUCCUCUCCCAAAACCUCUUUUAAAAAAAAAUCAGUAGUGAAGUGUCCUUUAACAAGUCUUUAAGAAGCCUAUGAUAAUUGCAAAUAAUUUAAAAAAAAUCAGUUUAAUCAAAUAAGUAGGUUUCUUUCUGAACUCACACACAUAAACAUGCACAUCAGUGUAAAUCGAAGGUUCUGUGGUUAGUGUCUGUUAGUCUGCUGGUCGGAAUUAAUUAAAUUGCGGGUAAUCCUUAUCCGGAGAGCUGAACUCUCAGCACCGAUGAAUGCUCAUGAGGUCAAAGAUGACAGAUGUCCAUCUGCUAAGAUGGACCCUCCAUCUGCUCUUAGACGGAUACUGAGGUGUGAGCUCGGCGACUGUCCUCGCCAGUGGAUCGUUGGAUCAUUUCCUUGUCUUAGGACUCUCGUAGUAGCUUUUUUUUUUUACAGCACUUUUUUUGAAAUAAAAAAACCAAAAAAACUGAAAUGGCAGAUGUGCCAAAGACUUUGGUUCAGAUAAGCACAGUUUAAUGUCCACACAUGUACGUGUCCACACUCCAUCACUGUAACCUCUGUGUGUAUCACUGUCUCCACCACGUGCCACAGACAUGACCCUUUUUCUGUUCCAUAAAUUUAAGAACGUUUUGCUGCAGUUGCACAAGUUGUAUGUAUAGUACUUGCAUUUUUCAAGCCAUUAAUUUUCCUCUUUUCUUUCCAUCUUGGGUAUUUUUUUUUUUUAAAGUGUAAAAUCUUCAUGUUUAGAAUGCAAAAUUGGUAUUCUCACAAGAUACAUUGACGUAUCUUGUCUUGAUCUGUAAAAUAUGUCUGUCUGGGUGGGUGGGGAAGUGUUUCGGUUUAGUGAAUUUCAAGUGACUCUAUAGUCAUUUGUUGAUUUGAGGAAACAUCUGGAGUUUGUGGGAGAUGAAUACAUUUUGAGGAGUGUAUAUAAUUAAAAAUAAUUGUUUUAAGAGAAUAUUGUGUAAAAUAUGUAUUUUUCUAUUUUCCAUUGUAUGUGAAAAUAUUGAAUAUGUAAGAAAAUAUAAAGAUUGUCUUAAUGUAGGAUUUUAUGUUUCCUAUAUGCUUGUGGCAGGUUUGCACUUGUGUCCACUGGACCAUCUCUUGAUCAAUUCGAUGAUUUUGGCAUUGCUGACAAAGUAUUGAAUAAUAAUAAUAAUAAUAAUAAUAAAUGUGCAUUUUUGUAUUAAAA
Molecule: messenger RNA, 2739 nt
Organism: Neoarius graeffei (lesser salmon catfish)
Lineage: Eukaryota; Metazoa; Chordata; Actinopteri; Siluriformes; Ariidae
Gene: stk17al
Product: serine/threonine kinase 17a like
Exons: 7
Coding region: 286-1389 (367 amino acids)
Biological process (GO): positive regulation of apoptotic process; protein phosphorylation; intracellular signal transduction
Cellular component (GO): nucleus
Molecular function (GO): ATP binding; protein serine/threonine kinase activity
Source: RefSeq, a predicted model, not a curated record